Molecule: messenger RNA, 804 nt
Organism: Epithele typhae
Lineage: Eukaryota; Fungi; Basidiomycota; Agaricomycetes; Polyporales; Epitheliaceae
Exons: 7
Coding region: 1-804 (267 amino acids)
Source: RefSeq, a predicted model, not a curated record
AUGCACCUAGCCGUCUUCUCGCGCCGGUUCUGGGCGGUGUUGACGUGCGCCGGGGUCGCGCUGGGCUCAUAUGGACGUGACGAAUUCGCACGAGAAGACCUCUGCGCAUACGUCGAAGACAGCAUGACCAUCCACGGAAGCCGCGUCGGGGAACUGGCCCAGUGCGUGUGCCAGUCCGAGGUAUCUGCAGCGGUGCGGGAGAACUCCGUUCUGGCAGAGGCCGCACGCCGCGCAGGGCCUGAGGUCGUCGCGAAGGCGCUCGAGCACAUGAUCAUCCACGCGCCGAGCGCCGAGCUCUGCCAGUACCCUGCGCACGCGACGUCGAAAUGCGCGCGCUGGAACCCCUGCGCGUUCACGUGCCCGCCCGGGUUCACCGCCACACCCCCGGGCCCGUUCGCGGCGCACGGCCGCUGCGCGUGCGACGCGCCGGGGAAGCGCGUCUGCGGCGGACGGUGCGUCGCGGCGCGCGCCGGCUGUGCGGGCGACGCGCAGCUCGCGAUGUCGGUCCUGCACUCGUCCGAGGAUCGCCCGGUGGAGGAGGAGGAGGAAGAGGGGGAGCGGGUGCGCGCGCUCGACCGGCGCGCCGGGGGCGUGCUGAGGGGGCGGCCGAAGGUGGUGCCCGCGGCGUGGGGGGCGUGGGGGGCGUGGGGCGGGGGCGAGCCGGGGUGGGACUGCGUGGACGCGGAGGCGGACGAGAGGAGCUGUGGCGGGUGCUCGACGCGGUUCGACGCGUACUCGCCGGUCGGGCUGGACUGCACGGAGAUCCCGGGCGCGGAGAAAACGCGAUGGGUCGACUACUUCUGA